Molecule: messenger RNA, 248 nt
Organism: Staurois parvus
Lineage: Eukaryota; Metazoa; Chordata; Amphibia; Anura; Ranidae
Source: the annotation of a GenBank genome assembly
AAUCACCUCUGGGUUAUUUUAUUUUUUCUUAAACCAAAAACCACUGAAAAUGUUGAAAAAAAAAGUUUUUUCUUAGUUUUUGUUAUAAAAUUUUGUAAAUAAGUUUUUUUUCUCCUUCACUGAUGUGCGCUAAUGAGGCUGCAGUGAUGGGCACUGAUAGGCGGCACUGACGCACACUGAUAGGCGGCACUGACUGGCACAGAUAUGUGGCACUGUUUGGCGGCACUGACAGGCGGCACUGACUGGCA